CAAACCGGGUUAUAUAGUCCAACUGACCGGUACUCCAAAACCUGAUUGUAGACUAGUUCCAGUACAUUGUAAAUAUUGAACGGUUACGUGAAAAUUACGAGUUUCCCAAAAUAGGGUCGCUUCGCUUGGUCAGUGGAGUUGGUAACAUUGAUUACACAAUGAAUGUAUUGUACGAAAGUUAAACAUUUGAAAAGGCCUCAUUUAGAUUGUUGACAUAUUCAUUCUAAAGAAUGGAUUUGGACAGGUUGGGCUGAAACCUCCAUAUGGGUAGUAGUCCUGCAUUUGAGGGAUAGUAACCUCAUGGUAAGGUACUUUAAAAAACAGCAGUUGAUUGGAUGAACAAUCAUUAUGGACAGUGAAGUUGUGAGAGAUGGACGUUUGAUGGAGAUGGUGGAUGAGAAAUGGCGCGAGGAUAAAUUACCUAUGGAAGAUAUUGCAGUGCCACAGAUGGAGUUGCCAGAAUUGGAACCCGACAAUGGCCCUACCAAUGAAACUCUUCGAGAGCAGGAACAAAAAUGGACAGAUUUAGCACUUUCACGACUCCAUGAACAGCCACCACUUACAAACUGUAACAGCUGAAAAUCUUGUCACUGAUUACUGUGUGUAAAGCAAGUAGACUCAAAAUGUCCAUCACUUACGACUGAGGACAGAAAUGUAAAUUUCAAUAUAGUCAGUCAGAAUUGAAAGAUAAUAAUGAGGAAAUUGCAUCCAAGAUGACCCCAGCAUGCGUCAGUUUGAUGAAGGCAGGAUUUAACACAGAAUUUCAUCUAAGAGACAUUUUAAUAUACAGCAAGUUACAAAAUCAAACGGUUUAAAUAGAAUUCUCAGCAUAUUGAUU
Molecule: messenger RNA, 838 nt
Organism: Ylistrum balloti
Lineage: Eukaryota; Metazoa; Mollusca; Bivalvia; Pectinida; Pectinidae
Product: anaphase-promoting complex subunit 13-like
Exons: 2
Coding region: 349-579 (76 amino acids)
Biological process (GO): protein K11-linked ubiquitination
Cellular component (GO): anaphase-promoting complex
Source: RefSeq, a predicted model, not a curated record